Messenger RNA from Platichthys flesus (European flounder), 3907 nucleotides. RefSeq lists its product as uncharacterized. Bases 227 to 3286 code for a protein of 1019 amino acids. The record is from RefSeq and is a predicted model, not a curated record. Gene Ontology annotation, molecular function: D-aminoacyl-tRNA deacylase activity; sequence-specific DNA binding. Gene Ontology annotation, cellular component: cytoplasm. The transcript is spliced from 18 exons. Lineage: Eukaryota; Metazoa; Chordata; Actinopteri; Pleuronectiformes; Pleuronectidae.
UAGCGUAAAUCUGCGUAGCACCGCGCGUCACAUUUUUCCUCAAAUUCGACCCGAACUUUCCCACUUUUCGGAAUUUAUCGGAACUUUUGGACGAAGCGAAAAACGUGACGUCGAUUAUUUGCGCAUUUUUCGUGAAAAUCGACUUCCGGAGACGAGGACUGCGGCUGAGAGUUGUCGGAGGUGUAACGAGGAUUUGUGUCGACCGGACACAAGAUGGUCUGAGGAGAUGCCGUCGUUCGACAUGAUAAACAAGGUGGAACUUUUUGUGCACAAAGGAAAGUUUCCUGAAGACGCCUCUAAAAGUUCCAAGAAUGUGAUCAGAGCUGCCAGCAAACACUUCAUCUACAAAGAUGGCUGCCUGUGGCGAACUUACCGCGGCCGCCUCCUCAAGGUCGUGAGGAGCGAGGAGGAGGUGCGGGAGAUCCUGACCCGGUACCAUGACGACCAGAACCACGCGGGCCGGGAGCGCACAGUACGGGAGAUCAUGCUGAUGUAUUACUGGGUUGGAGUGACGGAGGCGGUGAAGAACUGGGUCAGAGCUUGUCCUGCUUGUCAGAGCCGGAAUCCACCAGAACCAGCCAACCCGCCCGUCCAGUUCUGUCUGGCCUACGGCUGCGACGCCUCCAGCUACGUGGACGCUGAUCUCAGCUUCUUCAGGUUCCCGAAGGAGGCGGAGCAGCGGGGGAGCUGGCUGAUGGUGGCUCAGCGGGACGAAGGCUCGCUGCGCUCCAACUCCUUCCUCUGCUCCCGGCACUUUGAGUCGUCCUGCUUGACGCUGAGCGAGGAGGGUCAGCUGACUCUGUCUCCUGACGCCGUCCCAACCAUCAUCACCGCGACAGCCGAGGAAGACGAGGUUCCUGUCCCUUCAGAUGAAGACUUCCUGUGUUCCAACUCCCUGGAGGACCUCCUCUCUUCAGCUGCUGCGGCUGCAGACACCACAGACCCAUCGGCACCAGUCUGCCAUCGUUCUGAAAUACCAGUGCAGCUCCAGGAACACCAGUACUGCCUCCCUGCUCCUGCUGCCGACCCCAGGGAGUUCCUGCCAGUAAGAGAGGAGAAGAGGAGAAAGACCAUCAUCGAGCAGAGCUUCUCCACCUACAACCAGAUCGCCAGGUAUCUGAGCCACAGGGUCGUUCCCAUGCAAAGCAAGAAGAGCAGAGGUGCUCUGAAGAGGAUGGCCAAGCGCUUUGGACUUAUAGAUGGAGUGCUGAUGUUCACCCGGGUGUCUCCACCGCUCAGAGUGCCGCGCAGCCGAGAGGAGGUGAACGCCAUCCUGCAGCAGUUCCACGACAACCAGGGUCACUACGGUCAUGGGAUCUGCCAGCAGGAGAUCACCAAGCACUUCUACUGGAGCAGCUUGACCCGGGACCUGGCCUCGUGGAUCUCCAGCUGCCACACCUGCCUCAACAGAACCAAGAGGAAGUGGCUCCGCUGCAGCGUCCACAGCUGCAACCACUGCUGUGGGCCGGUGGAGAGGGGCCUGGGCCUCGCCUUCCACAAGUUUCCUCUUCACGACCCCCCCCUGCUCGCUCAGUGGCUGAAGGCGGUCGGCCGGGCCAACUGGCACCCCCGACUCGGCUCGUCCAUUUGCUCCUCCCAUUUCACCGAGGACUGCUUCGACCGCACGGGAGACAAAGUCACCCUCCGCCCGGACGCCGUCCCCACGCGGCUGGUCCACAGCAGCUCGGCACCCUUAUUUGCCAAGUACGAUGCUGUGGAGCUCUACCUCCGUCAACGCAUCUAUCCUCCGGGUCUGAGCUACGUGGAGAAAAACACCUUCAGGAGAUUCUGCAAGAAGUUCGUGAUUAAAGACGCUGAGCUCCACAUGGUGAAGGGGGAGCGGGUGCGUCUGGUCCUCAGGAGCCAGCAGCAGGUGGAGGUCGCCCUGAAGGAUUAUCACAACGAGCUGAACCACCUCGACACCAACAAGUGUCUCCGGCUGCUCAACGAGAGAUUCUUCUGGAAAACCAUGAAGCCGGACGUGGUGCAGUGGAUCGGCAGCUGCUCCGAGUGCAGCCGGCAGACGAGGAAGAAGCCAGAGAAGCAGGCGGCGGCGGCGGCGGGAGGAUCCGAGUCCUCGCUGCAGACGCACACAUCACCACAGAUCCACCGAGACGUCAGCAGUGAGACGGAUGAUGCAGAAGAAGAAGAUGAUGAUGAUGAUGAUGGUGGUGGUGGUGGUGGUGGUGGUGGUGGGAGCGUUGGGGAUGAAGAGAUGCAGGAACCAGACAACAGAGAGGAUGAGCCCCCCCGGCCUGCAGCUCCCGUCAACCCUCAGCGCAGAAUUCCCAUCAUCCUCCAGCCUGGGACCAGAGUCCGGUCCAAUCAGAGAGGGAAGCAGGCUGACGUCCAAUGGGAGACAGUCUCUCAGCCCGAGGGUCAAGGCGGCGUCCUGGAUCCUCCAGAGGAGCAGAUGGGACCCGGAGCACGGGUCUCUCGGGGCAGCGCCAGAACACAUCACUACGUCAGAGAGCUGCCUCCACCUGACGGCCCCCCAGAACCCCAACUUCCACAAGCAACAGCCAAUCACACUCAACCUGUAAGUCCCGACAGCCAAUCACACACAGCGACGGAAACCCAGAGCGCCGGUGGCGUGCAGCGCCUGGCGAAGAGGAGCAGAGACCUGGAGGAAGAGUCCCCGGCUAACAGGGCGUCCAGCUGUGGCCUGGAGCCGGUGGUGGCCCCCAGCACCAAACCCUGGCCCGUCUUCACCAUCGCCGGCUCUGCACCGGAUCACGCAGCCAAACCUGCUGAGGCCGACCGGAGCAGCCCCGCCCUCAGCCGGGGGCCCAGGACGCUCCAGGCCCGGACCGUCAUCCAGCAGUGCAGCCAGGCCAAGGUGAAGAUCAGACCUGCUCUGGACGGGGCCGAGGCUCAGUGGGCCGAGAUCCAGGAGGGAAUGGUUGUGUACGUCUGCUUCUCCCGUGAAGCCACGGAAAACAUCACGGAGGAAAUAGCCAACUCUCUGAUGACCACCAAACUUUUCCGGAAGGACACCCGGCACUGGGCGUCCGUGCUCGACCUUCCCGGGAGCGUUUUGUUCGUCCCCCAGGACUCCCUGCUGGGCGAGCCCGUGCCCAAGAGGAAGAUGCAGUUCAAGGGCGGGUGCGAGCCGUGGUGGGGCGCCCAGCUCUUCUCCAACCUGGUGUCCACCUGCAGGGAGCUGCUGCAGCGCUCCGUGAAGUGCACGAGGGCGGGGGUGAAGGUGGAGCAGGGAGUCUACGGCCAGAAACAGGAGAUGGUGCUGAGCUGUGCCGAGCCGCUGACGGUCCUGCUGGAGUUCUGAGGGACAGACGGACAGGAGGACGUCCACUGAUCUGAAUCUGAAGGUCCAAGUCUCUCACCUGGUCUCACCACAGAUCAGAUCCCAUCAUUAGUCACAGAUUGGAUCAUUUUUCAGAUCAUCAGUUCCAUAAAUAUAUAGAUAUAUAUAAAAACAAUUUCCCCAGAGUUCUAUCGUAGACAGAUCUACACGUCAGUUACAUGACAGGAGACUUUUUGUGCAUUUCUGCUUCUGAAGAACAAUUAAUAUGAUUAAAAAGAGACGUUUGAGACGUUUGAGACGUGAGAAAACAACGAAAGGUUGUUUGUAUUCACUGAUUCGGAUUCGUCCACAUUCAUACGGUUAUCAGAAACUUCACCUUUACUGAGUUUACACCUUCUGUCCUUAAACAAAGACUCUAGUUCAGUUCCCUCUGCUGGUGAUGACCUGUCAGUAGAUCAUCUGCUUCCUGUUUACAUCACAUGACCGCGACGUGAAUCAUCAGCUGACUUCUCAGCUCGACUCCAUGUUUUUGAAUCUGUUAAAUGGACUUCAUAUAUUUUUGUUAAUGAUUAUACUGUACAGUUGAGUCUAUCUUGAUAUUAAACAAUUAUUUUUUGUUAAAUAAAAUGAGUAUCACUUUUG